Molecule: messenger RNA, 2037 nt
Organism: Fomitiporia mediterranea MF3/22
Lineage: Eukaryota; Fungi; Basidiomycota; Agaricomycetes; Hymenochaetales; Hymenochaetaceae
Product: glucose oxidase
Exons: 5
Coding region: 1-1854 (617 amino acids)
Molecular function (GO): oxidoreductase activity, acting on CH-OH group of donors; flavin adenine dinucleotide binding
Source: RefSeq, a predicted model, not a curated record
AUGCUCGCUAGUGCUCUGCUGCCUUCUGUCUAUCUACUUGCGUCAGCUUUGCUAUCCUUGGGCAAGCGUGCAUUUGGUGUUACCUCGGAUCCGACUACUGCUAAUAAUCAAACCUUUGAUUAUAUCAUUGUUGGAGGCGGUCUCGCGGGACUCACCGUCGCUAGCCGUCUUACUGAAGACCCUUCAAAAACCAUUCUUGUCAUUGAAGCAGGAAAUGACGACCGGAAUGAUCCACGGGUGUUUGAUGUAUUGGAAUACGGUGUAGCAUUUGGGACGUCCUUAGACUGGGCUUGGCCUACGGACCAGGGCAAAAUCAUACAUUCAGGUAGAACGCUUGGUGGAUCAAGCUCCAUUAAUGGUGCUGCAAUUACACGUGGCAUCAAAGGGCAAUACGAUGCGUUUUCGAAAGUCCUCAGCAAUGAGGAAGCAAGCUUAGAAUGGAACUGGGAUUCUCUGUUCUCAUACAUGAAGAAGUCAGAAGGUUUCAAUCCACCGGACAAGCAGCAGCGCGCGGACGGCGCGGAUUAUAAUCCUGCUUACCACGGUUUCAUCGGGCCCGUUCAAGUCGCUUACGCACAAGGGAUGUACAGCGGGCCGGCACAGCCUGCAUUCGAUGAAGCUAUUCGCAAUCUAAGUGGGAUUGCACGAUGUCAAGACGGGCUUGGUGGAAAUGACAAUUGUGUAAGCCACGUUGCGAAUUCGAUAAACCCGAAGGAUAACGGUCGUCGUUCGUCGUCCGCACAAGCGUACCUUACUCCCGUCGAAAAUGAGAGAACGAAUUGGCUUACGCUGAUUAACAAUCGCGUGACCAAGGUGCUUCUUUCCGGAUCCGCUCCUAACGUAAGGGCAACAGGUGUCCAGUUCAAGAACUCAAACAACACGGGCGAUACUUUCACCGUCCAUGCUCGUAAGGAAGUGAUUCUAUCCGCAGGUGCGAUUGCCUCCCCUCAAUUACUUCAGCUGUCCGGGAUUGGCGACCCAUCUGUCCUCGAUCCACUUGGAAUUGAUGUGAGGGUCAACCUGCCAACUGUUGGGCGAAACUUCCAGACUCAAACGAGAAACGACGUUGCGAGUAAUACACAGCCUUCUUUUGACGCAGGCGGCACGGGACCCGACCACGCGAUUGCAUUCUUGAAUCUUUAUGAACUCUUCUCUGAGGGUGCAGGCUCGAAUGGAAGUGUGACGGGUAGCGACAUCGCCAGACAUAUCCUGACUGAAUACCCGUCUUGGGCACAGAGUCAGGCAGUCAAUGGAUUGAAUGCUGACGCGCUUACUACGAUUUUUGGCAUCCAAGCGGACUUGAUUGUAAAUCAUAAUGCUCCUGUUUCUGAAUUUUACUUCCAAAUUGGUAGUUCCGGGAGCGGUGUCAACAAUACCCUAUUUGAUCUACUCCAAUUCAGCCGCGGCAAUAUCACUAUCACAGAUACAAGCGUCUUCACAGACCCAAAGGUGACUGUGAACUGGUUCGAUGUCGAUUAUGACCUCGACGUUCAGACGGCCGGAGGCCGACUAGGCCGGAAGGUGCUUAAUCACAAGGCCCUCGCGUCCAUUGUGACUGAUGAGUACUCUCCUGGACUUGAUGUUGUUCCUGACGACGGAAAUGCUGGUACAGAUGAUGCAUGGCAAUCGUGGGUUCAUGACACAUUUCUGGCAGUGUAUCAUGAGGUUGGCUCUACAUCGAUGAUGCGGCGUGAUCUGGGUGGAGUCGUGGAUGGGAAGCUUCGUGUCUAUGAUACGGUAAAUCUACGCGUCGUGGAUGCGGGCGUAAUUCCCUUCCAAGUCAGUGCGCAUACAAGUGAGACGCUAUAUGGCGUUGCGGAGAAAGCAGCAGACAUCAUCAGAUCUGGCGUGUGAAAUGGGUCCUGAAGAUCUUAUGAUCUAUAGCUUCGUGAUCUUUACUUUUCUGUGCAUGUAGGACAUCGUGAAUAGUCAAAAAUGGUAGUCAAAUCAAAUGAAAGGUCGAAGGCCAUACCUGCUCGUUUAACAGUUUUAGGUCAUGUGACGCUGGCAAAUAAAAAUUCACUUGGCUUGGCAGGC